CGUAGUUUCUUCGGUUGGGCAACGUAACUGCCACUCGUCUCGAAUGAUUUCACCUUGCGAUGAAUGAAAAUAAUAUUCUCGGUAAAAAGUCGCUAAAAACUUUUAUCAUAUAAACUGAUAUACGUUACUAAACAGUGUUUGUGCUUGUGAGUUCUAAAGGUGGAUUCGUGGUGUAAGUGAUAAAUAACCAGUUCUUCCUUUAAUUGUAACUACAUCUACAACUCAUGUUUACGUGCUAAAAUACGGCACAGUUAAGACUUGGACAUCUUCGCGUAUUCUGAAUCGCCCUUUAAUGGGAUCUUGUUAAUUAACAGGUGUUGAGAGAAGCGCGGCAGAAUGCCGGAGGGAGUUGCCAAAGAUGGCAAGGAGGCGAAGACGAAAGCGAAGGAGUCGCCGAAACGCCGCACCAACCUCGCCAAGAUAAAACUCGAGCUGCUAGAUGGAUCGGCUAUGGAACUUGAGGCCGAUAGGAAAAUUCGCGGUCAUGAUCUACUUAGCAAGGUCUGCGACAGCCUCAACCUGGUCGAGAAAGACUAUUUCGGGUUGUUGUACGAGGAUCGAGGGGAUCCACGUGUCUGGAUCGACCUGGAGAAGCGAGUUUCUAAGAUGCUGAAACAUGAGCCGUGGGUGGUGAGGUUCGCGGUGAAGUUCUACCCGCCAGAGCCGACGCAGCUGCGGGAGGAGCUGACGCGGUACCAGCUCGUGCUGGCCAUCAGGAAAGACCUACUGGAAGGUCGCCUUCCAUGCUCUACGGUAACUCACGCAUUGCUCGCCAGCUAUCUGCUACAGUCCGAGCUGGGCGACUACGAGGAGACGGAGAACGGUGCUGGUCUCUGCAAACAGCUCAAGCUGGCCCCUCCCGCGACAUGCACGGCGGAAUUCGAGGAGAAGGUCGUAGAACUGCACAAAACCCACAGAGGGCAAACUCCGGCGGAAGCGGAACUGAACUACCUGGAGAACGCGAAGAAGCUCGCCAUGUACGGCGUGGACCUGCACCCCGCCAAGGACUCGGAGAACGUCGACAUCGCGCUCGGGGUCUGCUCGUCUGGCUUGCUCGUGCACCGCGAGAAACUCCGCAUAAACCGUUUCGCGUGGCCCAAGAUCCUCAAGAUCAGCUACAAGCGCCACAACUUUUACGUGAAGCUGCGUCCGGGUGAGUUCGAGCAGUUCGAGUCCACCGUCGGCUUCAAGCUCGCCAACCACCGCGCCGCCAAGAAGCUCUGGAAGACCUGCGUCGAGCAUCACACUUUCUUCAGGCUGAUGUCCCCGGAGCCGGCGACGCGCAGCACGCUGUUCCCACGGCUGGGCUCGCGCUUCCACUACAGCGGCCGCACGCACUACGAGUCCCGCGCCGCGCCGCCCAACCGCUCGCAGCCGCACUUCGCGCGCACGCUCUCCUCGCGCAGGCUGUCCUCGCGCAGCGCCGACGCGCUCGCAUCGGGCGACAAGGAUGACUCGAUGCCACCGGAAGCUACGAAACGUCACACGAUGCCUCCUCAGCCGGCGCCGAGACCCACCAUCAAGGACAAGCUGCGCCGGCGCUCGGGCGGCGCCGCGUCCGCCUCGUCCGCGUCCUCGCUCGAGGGCGAGUACUACGCCGACGCCAAGAAACCGCCCCCGGGUGCGGUUAAGGUGAUGCCGACGGCGCCGAUGGACAAAAAGGAAGAUACGAAAUUCGUUGAUCGGAAACCUGCCGAAAAUGGAACCGAUACGACCAGCGAUCCUGGAAUCACGAAUAAUGUCGAAACACCGAAAAGAUCGAAGGGAGGUUUCGCGCUAUUUGGUAGCAGAAAAGAGAAAUCGCCCAAAGAUGAUAAAUCGCAAAAAGAAAAAUCUCCCAAAACAAAAGAUAAAUCAGAUAAGUCUCCAAAAGAUAAGUCGCCGAAAGAUAAAGAUAAUAAAAUCAAAGAUCCUAAAGCGAAAGUAGCUGUGCUCGAUACCUCUAAUGAUAGCUCGAACCUCGACAGUUCAACGGACAGGAGUCCUGUGAAGAGUGAAGGAAAGCCGAGUUUCACUAAACCAUACGAAUAUACAGACACUGAAAAGAGUCCUACUCGAAAGCCUUAUAUCCAAGGUGCUUUUAGUUAUGAAAAGGAACCAAUUUCUGAUGAAAAACAAAGAGGCUUAGAUGACAAUCAAAGUCCAGGUACCAGAAAGGCUGGCCUUGCAUUUAACUAUGCUCCAGGUGAAGAUAAGAAAGUCGCUGAAAGUGCUGAAAAGAGGAAAACUCCGGAAGAUCUAAGUAAACUUAAAACGCCUGGUAUUGAUUAUGUUCAGUCAGCGGCCUUGAAAGAACAAGCUAAAGUUCCCAAAUCUAACCUCAUAGAUCCAACUCUCGCUUUAUUAGACGCGGAAAGAGCGCAUCACGAGACUCCUGUUGCUAUCGCCCCUGUUGUCGCUAAGACCGACAAUGAGAUUCAAGUCGUUAUUAUAACUGGUCGUUAUAACCCUAAGACAAAGAAACUCGAUGACGCCAAUGGUACUAUUCUGGUCACAAAGGGAACACUAAACAAGGCGACUGGAAAAAUACAAACUGAGAAGGAACUGAUUAAUACUAAAUCAGGUCAAGUUAAUUACACAGAUCCAGUGACAGGCAAACAAGAAGUAAAGAAUGGACACGUAGACUCGAAAAGUGGGCACAUUUUGUUUACAACUGGUGUUAUUGAUCCAAAGACCGGAAAAUUGGACCCAACAUUGGCGCAACAAUAUUGUUUCGUAGAAAAAUUAGAAGAUAAAGUAGGGUCAAAGCCUGGUAGAGAAGUCGAUUUAGUUGUUAUCACAGGAAAGUAUGACGGUAAACAUAAGAAAUUGGAUGCUUCUCAUGGACAUGUUGAAGUGUCAAAAGCUGUUGUCGCUCCAGAUGGUACUAUCACGUCUAAUUAUGGUCUGAUUGACCCGCGGUAUGGAAAAAUCGACUACAUUGAUCCUAAGACAGGAAAGCAAGAUCCCAAACAAGCCUAUGUUGAUCAGAAGACUGGCAAUCUUCUCGUAACAACGGGAGUGGUAGAUCCGAAAUCAGGUAAAAUCGAUUCAUCUUUAGGACAACAGUUUAGUGUUGUUGAAAAAGAUGCCACAAAAGCAAACAGAGAAGUUAGGUUAGUAGUGGUUACAAGUAAAUAUGAUUUGAAGAAUAAGAAGUUGGAACCUUCAUUUGCUCAUGUUGAUUCAAUCAAAGGAGUUCUUAGUGGCACUGACGGCAAAAUCUACACAGAGUACGGAAUCAUUGAUCCAAGAACUGGUGACAUUCAAGUUACUGACCCGAAUACGGGCAAUCAAGAGAUAAAACAUGCAACUGUUGACCCGAAAACUGGAAAUAUUCUUUUGUUGUCCGGUGUUAUUGAUCCGAGAACUGGAAAACUUGAUACAACACUGGGACAACAAUACAGUAUUGUAGACAAACCGACGUCUACGUUCGCUUCGUUACCCGGAAAGGAGGUGCAAGUCGUCGCUAUCACUGGCAAAUAUGACGCAAAGAAUAAGAAAUUGGACAAUCCAAAUGGGUUUGUUGAGACAUCGCAGGCCAUUAUUAGUAAUAAAGACGGGAAGGUUCAUAGCAAUUUCGGCGUGAUCGAUCCCAAUAACGGCAAGAUCUUCUUCACAGAUCCCAAAACUGGUAAACGGGAUUCCAAACAAGCCUCAGUUGAUCCUAGAAGUGGCAGUUUCCUUCUGACGUCUGGAGUUAUUGAUCCUAAAACAGGCAAAGUUGAUUCAUCACUUGCUCAGCAAUUGGCUAUUGUUGAUAAAGACGCCCCUAAAGGCAUACCUGAAAGACUCGUUAAUUUAGUUAUCGUCACCUCGAAAUACGAUCCCAAGAACAAGAAGCUUGAUCUAACAAAUGCGCAUGUUAACACGAUACCGGGCAAAGUGGACGAUGACGAUAAAGUCCACACUGAAUUGGGAGUUAUUGAUCCAACUAGCGGUCAAAUCACAAUUACGGAUCCUGUAACUGGUAAACAGCAAGUUAAGAAGGCGACAUUAGAUACCAAAACAGGAAAUAUGUUACUGACAUCUGGUGUUGUUGAUCCCAAUACAGGUGUCGUUGAUCCGACUUUAGGACAACAGUACACAGUUGUAACUAAACCUAAAGAUACAUUUGCUUCCGUGCCUGGUAGAGAAGUGCAGUUGGUCAUUAUAACCAGUAAAUAUGAUCCGAAAUAUAAGAGAUUGGAUAAUCCUAAUGGUCAUAUUGAAACCUCACGUGCUAUAAUUGCCACAGAUGGAAGAGUACAUUCAAACUUUGGCAUAUUAGAUCCUAAAACAGGUAAGAUAGAACAACUUGACCCUGUUACUGGAAAUCAAGAAGUAAGAAAUGCUGUUGCAGAUCCCAAAACGGGUAAUCUUAUUCUUACAUCUGGCGUUGUUGAUCCUAAAACUGGAAAGCCUGACUCAUCGUUGGCUCAGCAAAUUAGUAUUGUGGACAAGGAUACGAAACCAGUGGAGAGAGAAAUUCAUCUUGUUAUUAUAACAACUAAAUACGAUCCUAAAGUAAAGAAAAUUGAUCCAAGUCAGGGUAUUGUUGAAACCGUCACUGGUACAGUCGGUCCUGAUGGUAAGAUUCGUACUGAAUUCGGUACAGUCGAUCCUGCGUCUGGAGAAAUCACAGUCACCGACCCCAAGACUGGUAAACAAGAAAUUAAGAAAGCACAAAUUGAUCCGUCAACUGGGCAUAUGUUGAUAACUGGUCAAGUUGUUGACCCAAAAACUGGUAAAGUAGACCCCACUUUGGUGCAACAAUACAGCAUUGUUAACAAACCAACAGUUCCACAUGCGAAGCCGGUAUCUCGAGGUGAGCUGCGCAUUGUUAUUGUAACAAGCAAAUACGAUCCAAGAACGAAGACUGUUGACGCCGGUGCUGGUACUGUAGAUGCUUCUAAAGGUUACGUUAAUACUGAAGAUGGAAAAAUACAUACUGACUUCGGUAUCAUUGAUCCGAAAUCAGGUCAGAUUCUUUAUAAAGAUCCUAUUACCGGUAAACAGGAACUCAAACAAGCUGAAGUCGAUCCUAAGACAGGCAACAUCUUAGUGACCUCAUCUGUUGUAGACCCUAAGACAGGCAAAGUUGAUCCUUCAUUCGCUCAACAGUUGGUUAUUGUUGAUAAGCAGAAUGUGUUGUCUAAAGUAGCGCCAGUUUCUCAGAGAGCUAGUUUACCCCCGGCUACAUUAACCACAUCACCCUUAAAGACUCCCACAUCCACGCCAGUUCAAACACCCUUACAAUCGCCAGUACGAACAUCAUCACCUAUUGUAGGGCAAUUCCAAAAAGCUUCACCGGUCACCACAGUUCGAGCCAUGUCUCCUUCCAAACCAACGACUGCACCUCCAGAGCCACCGAGAAAGAAGAUGGUUAAAAUCAUGGUUAUCUUUACUAGACUCGAUCCCAAGACAAAGAAGCCGGACUUCCAUACUGCUGAAGUUGAACAUCUAACUGGUGUUCUAGACCCGAGUGGUUUAGUCGAAACGAAAUAUGGUGUUAUUGAUUCUAAAAAAGGCAGCAUUGCUAUUACGGAUAUUGCGGGUCAGCGACAAACUAAAGAGGGAUUGAUUCUAAAUGAAACUGGUCAAAUAUUUAUUAAUUCAGGUGCUAUUGAUCCUAAAACAGGUAAAAUUGACUCUAAUAUGGGCAUGAUUGUAAGCAUGGCUAAACAAGAUGAUCCUGUAGUGGAAAUUACAACAAUAACCGGCCCAAUUGAUCAUAGAACAGGUAAGGUAAAUAUUGCUGACGGUGUCGUUGAGCACACCAAGGGAAAAGUGGACGCCGAAACAGGAAAUAUUUCUACUAAAUAUGGUGUCAUUGACCCUUCCAACGGUGUUAUAUUCGUAACAGAUACAUAUGGUGCUCAAGACACAAAAUCUAUUCAAAUUGACGAGAAUAAUGGACAGAUAACUGUUAUUGGCGUUGUUCAUCCCAAGACUGGAAAAGUUGAUCCUGAAUAUGGACAAGUACUUGUGGUUGGAAGUCAUAUUGACCCAGUCGUGGAGGUUACGACCUUCGCAGGAAAGUUGGAUGCAAAGAAAGGGGUUAUUGAACCUAAGCAUUCAGUAAUUGAGAGCAGUACAGGUCAACUUAAUCCUGAUAAUAAUAAGAUUGACACCAAGUAUGGUCAAAUAGAUCUUGUCAAAGGUACAGUAACGUACAAUGAUCCAAAAACCGGUAGAUUUGAAAGCAAAGAACUUAAAGUCGAUCCUGUUACUGGACAAUUUUUAUUACGAAGUGGACAAGUCAAUCCGAAGUCAGGAAAACCGGACAAGGAUAUCGGCAGGUUGAUGUGUCUCAGAAUAAUACAAACUAAAAUUGAUCCCGUUUCUGGUAAGCAGAUUGUCUCGAACGAUCCGAGAAAUGUUAAAGUAGAUCCCAAGACGAACCAAAUUUGGAUCGCUGGACCAAAAGACCCGCUAACCGGAGAAGUUUUGUACACAGCUGGACAAAUAGAUCCGAACACUGGAUACAUUGUUACUAUUUACGGUCGAAUGGAUCCUAAAACUGGUAACAUCACCAGAGCAACGGAUAUCGACAAAGCUCUCAUUAAAGUUGACCCAGUUAACGGCCAGAUUUACACAGCGACUGGAGAUGUAGACGAAGAUAACCAACCUCUUUAUUCCGCUUCGCAAGUUGAUCCGGGUAGUGGAGAAAUAUACACUAAAGUUGGAAAAAUAGAUUCACGGACAGGGAAACUUAUCAUUAUUAAGAUUUACGUUAUAACGCAAAAAGAUGAGAAAGGUAGAGUCAAAGAACUUGAUCCCAAGGAAUGUACGAUCGAUGAAACUACUGGAAGAAUUAUUACAACUAAAACGGUGUACGUCUACCAAAUCAUUGAUCCAAUCACUGGUGAGACUAUCGAUGUUGAUCCAGAUGAUCCUAGACUAAAAGGCGCGCGGACAACUGUCACUCAGACUAUGACACUAUCUGGAAAGAUCGAUCCGGUUACAGGAAGAAUUAAAACGGAAUAUGGAGACAUUGACCCCGACACAGGAGACAUUGAUCCAAGCACCGCUGUGAGAGAUCCCGUGACCGGGCAGCUGAUAUUGCACUAUUCUCAAAUCGACCCCUCACAUUUCGAAGACAAGAGUGGUAAUUACACAAUUGAAAAGGAAACUCACGAUUUACCCGCAAACAUUGACAUUCAAACUGUUAACACGCAUAAAUUCUCAACUUUCGGUAAAGACGAAAGCCCGGCACGAGGAGACGAACCGAAAACCUUCACAGAGUACACGACGAGCGAGCACAUCCGGCAUCAAGGUUACGUGUCUUCCUCCACCCCCCUAUCCUCCAAGAUCCCGAUUUCGCAGCGAUCUAAGAAGACGCCGACUCCACCGGUCGUCGUCAAAACGACGACGAAACAGCUCCUCACGAAGAACGACGAGGGGGUGACGCACAACGUGGAGCAGGAGGUCGAGAAUCUCGGUACCGGAGAAGUCACAUUCUCCACCCAUACCAAUAAGGCGGAAAGCCUAGAGCCGUCGGAGGGAAAGAGUCCGUAUGUGACCGCGAGGGCAGUGACCACCCGCACGGCGACCACCCACCACGACCUGGACACGCAGGCUAAGACUCAGCAGAUGGAGGAGCGCACGGUGGCGCAGACGCUCACCUCCUCCGCCACCAGGCAGGAGCAGAGGGUUCUGACUCAGGAGGUCAAAACUACCGUCACCACCGGCGAUAAGCUUACUAGACGCGGCUCAGAGAGUUCGCUGAGCAGCGGCGACUCUGGUACGCCCAUCGACUUGGAGGAGGGCGGGGAGGGGCACUAUUACGUCACCGAGCCGGGCGCGUACCGCAGCACGGCCACGACGAGCGUCACGGGCAACGCGCCCUUCGGCGACAUGCUGCACGGCGCCGCCGCCAGGAUGAGCACCGGACCGGCGCCGGAGCCGGCUGAGGAGAUCCCAGCGGAGGGCGAGGUGGUGUCGUCGCAGACCAUCAGCUCCAAGACGCGCACCGUGGAGACCAUCACCUACAAGACGGAACGUAACGGCGUGGUGGAGACCCGCGUGGAGCAGAAGAUCACGAUCCAGUCCGACGGAGACCCCAUCGACCACGACCGAGCGCUCGCCGAAGCCAUACAGGAGGCCACCGCGAUGAACCCCGACAUGACGGUCGAAAAGAUCGAAAUCCAGCAGCAGAGCACGCAGCCCUAGCUCACGAACGUCCGCCAUCUUGUGAGUGACGACAAUUGAAUCCAAGAUGGCGUCAACGCACGUCGAGAAAUGCCUUCAGUACCAUGACAAUGUAAUCCGCUUAAGACUACACGAUUAAUCGUUUGAAAAUACGCUUGCGAUUUAUCGUGCGAGUCGGGCUUUCGAUGUUAUAAUAUAGCCAAGAUGGCGUCGUUUGUUUAUAAUUGUAUGUAUAUGGAGAUUACAUACGUAUAGGUUUAAGUGACGUCACUGAAUAUAUUAGAUAAGUUGUAGCCGAUUGAUCGUCGGAUUUUUUUAUAUGUCGAUGUUGUGUCGAGACGCACUUACGAUUUUAUUUUUAUUCAAGUUAUAACUAUGCAAUUGAAAUUGUAUGUAAAAAUAUUGUAAGUUACAAUGCAGCAUUUUUUCAAAGUUUUUGCCAACUUCGUAUGAAGGAGGUCCUAUUAAUAAGCUUAGGCUAAGCGAUACAGAUUACUGGGCUUUUUUAGUACGAGUAAAUGUUGCCAUAGUGGAAAAAAAAGUGUUCGUGUAUUUCGAAGGGUAAUUCUUCUAAAGUUUUUGAUAUUAGCUUUAAACAUGUCACACGACUUAGACCACCGUUAUUUAGAUUAAAAAGUUAAAAUAUUUUUCUCUCUGAAAUCUCAAACGACCAGAUUGUAGCGCGGGACUAAUUUAAAAAAAAAAAAAAACUCGAUUGGCAAUUCAAACCUUUUCCGCGUAAAAUAAAACAUUGACAUAUAAUUUGUUUCUUUCUUAUUCAUAUUAUCGAAAUUAUUAUUUUAUUAUUCAAUAUAAUUUAACUGUAUCAAGUAUUUAAUUAGAUUUUUUAUUUAAUGUAUAAGAGCAUGUUAUAUGUCUAUGUGAAGUUGUUAUACAUGUUAAAAAAAUUAAUUGAAAUAUUGCCGGGGAUGUUGGGUUUGUAAGUGCAAUCGGGACCUAAAUAAUUAAAAAAAAUAUAUAAAAUAUAAUUAUUUACGUCAUGUUGCUAAAACUAUUUCUAAUAUUACACCAUUUGGGUGCUAUUUAGUAAAGUAAUUCCAUGUCUUGUGUGUUAGUGCGGUACUUUUUGUUUAACGUUUAAAGCUGGCAACGGGGACGCAUUGCUUUUUAGAAAGUGGCUUGUGCAAUAUAACCUUCUAAAAUUAUAGAUUCUAUAAUCGGUUUUCCUCAAAAACUACAGAUUAAACAUACGAUUUCCCAUACGGGAACGGUGCCCCCCCCCCAUAUGUGGAACUCUGCAUCGCCAUCGGAAUACUCACUAAAAAACCAGCGGUACCCUUUCCGUCUUAACGAGGAGCGCCACGGGAUCGCUUUCGCAUGCUACCGUGACGCUCUGAGAUUAAACCUUCCUAAGAUAUAUACGCAUAACACAAUAUGUCCUACAAAAGCACAAGUAAAAGUUUAUGUUAUGUCGAUUUGUCUAUAAUAUUAGACGGUUAUUUUGAAACUGAACGUCUCACACUGAUGUUUGGGGUCUUCACAAUUAUUACUAAGGCCAGGUGAGCAUUUCUUAAUUAUUAUCACAAGCACAAAACUUAUUUAACUAUACGAUUCGUUAUUUCGUCUCAAAGCAUUUUAGCCACGUCUAAAUGUUCCCUUAAAUAUAGAUCGUAUAACAAUAUAUAAUUAUAAAUAUAUAAUACGUAUCAAUAUUUCUUUUAUAUAUCCGGUACAUUCCAAUAUACCUGGUUUAUUUCAGUUUAGAAAUAAAAUCCCAUAGAUUAUUUUUAUUUUUCCUCUAAAAUAAGAGUGUAUUAUCUGUGGGCGCAAAAUCAUAAUCAGUAGAUGAUUCUUUAAUAAAUAUGUAGAAUUUAUUAUUUAUGUGUCAUUUUUAUAAUUGUAAAAUAAAAAUGUACGAAUUAUUUAAAAACAUUAGACACAAUGAUUACAAUAUAGAUUGCAUGUUAUGUUUUACAUUUUUAAUAUUUUUAAUCUGUAGUCGCCCACAGAGUAAAGCUAAGACACUGAUGUACAAUUAUAAUUAAUAUAUUUCUUACGCUAGAUAUAACUUUUUGUAUUGCAUUAAGUUUAAACCUGAUUGUGAAUCAGAAUUAACGUGUAAUUUUCUCUUACUAUUAUUAUUUUUUUUAAUUAUAUGACAUUAUAUUCUAUUGUGAGUUCUUUGUGCGCGUAUUGAUGAUUUGAAAUAAUUUUAUUGAAAUUCUCAAUGCGAAUUUAACAAUUGUAAGUACAGUCAGCAAGAAAAUGCUUCUCAUGUCACAUUUCGUGAUGUUUUCUUUGGUAGUGGUAUUUGUGCUAUUGAAAAUAAGGAUUGUAUUGUAUAAAUGUAAAUUGAAAAUUUUGAUACCAUUCGCAUUGUCCGUUCUCGUUCUAUCAGGAAGCCUCCCUACCAAUAAAAAGUAAGUGUUUUUUAUGUCGACUGUACGUAAUACGUCUUGCGUUAUAAUUUUAUAUUUAUUGAAGAUGUUUAUUUUUGUAAGAGUCCCCAGCUCCGUAUUAUUUGAUAUUUAACGAAGUUAUGAAGUAACAGAUAUUACAAUAAAGAUGCUUUGUUUUU
Molecule: messenger RNA, 10651 nt
Organism: Nymphalis io (European peacock)
Lineage: Eukaryota; Metazoa; Arthropoda; Insecta; Lepidoptera; Nymphalidae
Product: protein 4.1 homolog
Exons: 19
Coding region: 337-8133 (2598 amino acids)
Cellular component (GO): plasma membrane; cytoskeleton
Molecular function (GO): actin binding; structural molecule activity
Source: RefSeq, a predicted model, not a curated record